Messenger RNA from Osmerus eperlanus (European smelt), 2380 nucleotides. It is a transcript of the gene b3galt8, whose product is annotated as beta-1,3-galactosyltransferase 8. The transcript has a single exon. Gene Ontology annotation, molecular function: N-acetyl-beta-D-glucosaminide beta-(1,3)-galactosyltransferase activity. Bases 304 to 1284 code for a protein of 326 amino acids. Gene Ontology annotation, cellular component: Golgi membrane. The record is from RefSeq and is a predicted model, not a curated record. Lineage: Eukaryota; Metazoa; Chordata; Actinopteri; Osmeriformes; Osmeridae.
AGUAGGCCUAUAUUCAAUAUAAUUAAAUACAUGUCCUUUUUAUGAACACACAAUAUUCCUUCGCCUUUUUUUAUUAUACCUUGUGUGUAUUGCACAAUGUUUCUUCUUGUUGUUUUGCGGAAGUAAUAACUCGUUCGACCUGUUAGCGUGUAAUUGUCACAUGGAUACUGCGGUAGUACUAUAUCUAGCUUAUAUUGUCAGUUUUCUCGGUUUCUCCGCGUCAAAACUAUUCGGACAAUGCAAGAAAAAAGAUUAUAUUGAAGUAACCACUCAAGAUUUUGAAUUUAUAUAUAAUAUAUUGAAAUGAAUGACUCUUUAAGGUUAGUGAAGUUUCUCAUCGUUGCAGUAGUCCUCACCUUCUCUGGAAAGAUAUUGUUGAGCAAAGUCACUCCUUCCAGAAGACGUGACUCCACAACACUUAAUCCCAUAUCGCAGGAGCUUUACCGGGUAAUAUCUCCAGAAACGUAUCACUAUGUGUUCAACCAGUCUCAUGUAUGCGUGGAAAGAAGCCCCUUCCUGGUGCUAAUUGUUCCUGUAGCACCAGGAGACAGGGAUUCAAGGGAUGCUAUUAGAAAAACAUGGGGAUCAAAGAAUUUGAUACCAAACAUGGAUAUUCUCACUAUGUUUUUCCUUGGUAUGCCCAAGGAAGGCCUCAGGUCCAACAUUCAGGCGAGCCUGAGGAAGGAAAGCCAGGAUCAUGCAGACAUAAUUCAAAUGGAUUUCCUAGACAGCUACCAGAACCUGACCAUCAAAACCAUGAUGGUCAUGAACUGGCUGGCCACACACUGUCAGACAGCCUCAUACGCCAUGAAGGUUGAUACAGACAUAUUUGUCAAUGUGUUCUACCUUGUCAAUCACAUGCUGCGGGACUCUCCUAGACAUGAAUUCAUCACAGGGUCAGUCAUUACUGAUGGCCGCCCUCGGAGAAAUAAGAAGAGUAAGUGGUAUCUAUCAGAGGAUAUCUACCCAGAGGAUACAUUCCCUCCUUAUGUCUCUGGUGCUGGCUAUGUCUUCUCCAUGGACCUGGCCAGGAAGAUAUCCUGGGCUUCCAGGUUUGUUAAGAUGAUCCCCUUGGAGGAUGUCUAUGUGGGUUUGUGUCUACGUGUGGCUGGUGUGCGACUCGUGUACUCUCAAAGCUACUUGACCCUGAAGAACCUGUUUGAAAUCCGUCGUUUGGAAUAUAAUAGGUGCACCUAUGCCACACGUGUCAUUGUCACUGGCUUUAAGCCACAGGAAUUGCUUCACAUUUGGCAUGACUUUCAUAAAGGGCACCUCACCUGCUGAUGUUGAAUCCAUAAGUAGUCUUGAAUUGAGAAAAACACUUGCGUAAUGCCUUCAUGAUGUACAAGAAUGUUUACAGUAGCAAGACUAUAUUCUUUUGCUAUUUUCCUAUUGCCUUUAAUAAUAUUUGCACCAUAAGCUGAAUGGAAAAUUUACAUUUAAUAAGAUACUUAAAAUAAGCAGAGUAAAUCAUGAAUUAUAAACUACCUCUUAAUUACACAUUACUUUGAUAUCAGAUUCAGAAAAGCACGCGUUUUGUUUUCUUGUUCAUUUGUAGCUUGGCAAGUCAUUAUAUAGGCUACUGUAUGUUUAGAUCAAGCAUGCUUUCAUGGUGUAGUUACACUUGAUAAACAGCUGAUGGCAUAAUAUAACCACUCAUUCCUGUAACUGUAUGUGACAAGUAAGAGAACUGAGCAUGGCAAAAGACUGCUGUCAGAAUCAACUUCUCUUGUCUGGCUGGAUGUCAAAAUCAUACUCAGGUCUGGACAUAGCCAUUGAGGGUUUAUUUAGCACUUUUUAAGUAACUCAUGAAAUGUUUGUUGUGCUAUGUACAGUGUGUGUGUGUGUGUUAGGAGGAUUGGGGGGGGGGGGUCCUUUGAUGCUCUGUAAUUGCAGGGUGUCUGUCUGAAAGCUUCUCUCACAGCAAUCUAAGUACCAGUGAGUGAGGUCAGAAAUUGGCUGGUGAUUCAUGAACACUAGACACCUCGGUCUCAACAGAUGGCUGACACUCAGACUGUGAGACCAGCCAUAGCUGACAGAGUGAAUGAGAGAAGUACAAGUCUUUAUGAUGACUUGUUUUCUUGUGUGAGAACCCCCACCCCUCAUUGUUAUAUUUCUUGUGUCCUCUGUUGUAUCCUUUUUCCCACACUAUGAGUGGGAGUUUUGUGCUCAUUACUUGUUUUUGAGUCUGCAUAAAUUAGGCAAUAUUCAUCCCUCCCAUCCCUGGGCCGUACGAUGCCAGUUUGAUCUCACAAUGAAAUGUUGUAGCCUAUUUAUUCUCGAGUUGCAGUAACUGUUUUGUUUCAAGACCUUGAAACAACAAAACCAUGUUCAUGUCUGGGUGUUGAUGUUUUGAAUAAAGAACAGGUCGUACUUCUGA